GAUAGUGGAUAAAAGAAAUAGUAAAUACUACCACUGCUACACAACCAUAACACGCAUAUCCCUGCGCUAAAAACCUUCAUAUUCACCCCGGUGAUAAGUCAGCGUCAUGGCCCGUACCAAGCAGACCGCUCGUAAGUCCACUGGAGGAAAGGCUCCACGUAAUCAGCUGGCCACCAAGGCGGCCCGUAAGAGGGCCGCCUCCACCGGCGGCGUCAAGAAGCCCCAUCGUUACAGGCCCGGCACCGUGGCCCUGCGUGAGAUCCGUCGCUACCAGAAGUCCACCGAGCUGUUGAUCCGCAAGCUGCCCUUCCAGCGCCUGGUGAGGGAGAUCGCCCAGGACUUCAAGACCGACCUGCGCUUCCAGAGCACGGCCACCGGGGCCCUGCAGGAGGCCAGCGAGGCCUACCUGGUGGGUCUGUUCGAGGACACCAACCUGUGCUCCAUCCACACCAAGCGUGUCACCAUCAUGCCCAAAGACAUCCAGCUGGCACGCCGUAUCCGCGGGGAGCGCGCCUAGAAGGGCAUCGCGCCGCACAGCUUUUUUUAUUUCAAUGUUCUACCUUAUACUCUUUGUUUUUAUUUUUUAUAACCCCCCCCCCCCCCUUUCCUGUUCCCAUCCGUCCGUCCCCCUGCUUGCUUGUUAGACGUUAGUGGCAUCAUAAUAAUCGAGACAUAGAGAUAUCUUCAGUUCACACGUCGGCACU
Molecule: messenger RNA, 704 nt
Organism: Gadus chalcogrammus (walleye pollock)
Lineage: Eukaryota; Metazoa; Chordata; Actinopteri; Gadiformes; Gadidae
Product: histone H3.3A-like
Exons: 1
Coding region: 107-517 (136 amino acids)
Cellular component (GO): nucleosome
Molecular function (GO): DNA binding; protein heterodimerization activity; structural constituent of chromatin
Source: RefSeq, a predicted model, not a curated record